AUGAACGGGUCUCUGGUAAUGCUUAAAGCGCUUAAUAUUUUACAACAACAGAACAACCCUACGUCGCCUAGUGUUUUGUUAUUCAUAUUCCGACAAUUAUUAUUAGAAUGUAUUUGUUUCCUUUUUUGUUUAUAUUAUUCAAAAAAGAGACUGUCACGGAAGUAUACAAAUGGAAAUAUUUUGGCACUAUAAAAGUUUAUCUUAUAUUUUAACAAAUCCAAAUGGAUAAGAACAUAGCAGGCCGUCAUCAACUAUUUGCGUAUACGCAUUUUGUUCUUUUGGCGUUCGCCAUUACAUGGUCCAAAGCCAAAGAAUGUGGACAAAGCACUUCAUCUAAAAUAUGCUGUUCUGGCUAUAGAGAAAUCAAUGGAACUUGUAGAGAAUGCAUCGGAUAUUAUGGAAAAGACUGCGGUGAUCCUUGUCCAACUGGUUUGUAUGGGAAGAGAUGUGCCGAGUCAUGUGAAUGUUCUGUAAACGAGACUUGUAAUCAGUUUGUUGGGUGUAUGCCAAAGCCCGCGUUUGAGUCAAAAUACAGAAAAUCAGUUCACUUUGAGAGUUGUUUUUCCUUAUACCUGUCAGUCAUUGCUCUGACUGCAUCUCAGAUAGUAACGUUGAUUUGCUGUUUGAAAACACUGCGAUGGAAGGGUUGUAGCCUCUCGGCAAAGCAAACCGAACGAUCUACUGGGCUCAGCACAGGUAUGACUCUGAGUCAAACCAACAUUGGUAUGAGUGAAGCUAGGAACGAAUCGUCAAGACAUCUUGGGAUUUCAUGUGAGGAGGAAAUUACCAAUGGUCUCCAUUGUCAUACAGACCGAUACCAAAAUAUUUUGGAAUGUCCAUCGGAUAUACAUGUGUAUGACACCUUUGAAACAGCAGAUCGAAUUAAAAAAGCUUGAUGAACGCAAUUGCAAUAUCUCAAAAUCAAUGUACCGACGUUGUUCUAGAUUUUUUAGAGUUGAACUCUUAAAACACCGAUAAAUUUCCUCUUAAGCCCUGUCACACUGUCACGAUUUAUACUACGAUUGCCUACGAAUUACUAGAAGUUAAAAAUCGUCAUUAUUCGCCAGAUCAAUCUUGCGAUAAUUCUACAGACGGUGCUUUUUUCGAAUCUAGUAUGGCUCGACUACGAUGUCUGCUCGACAAUGUACGAUGUUUGUGCGAUAACAUGACGAGUUCAGGAAAUUCAUGUACAAAUUUCGGCGAUUAAGUAACGAACACUUUAAGAUCUUUCUAUGAGCAGGUUGAAUUGAAAACGAUUUGAUACGAUACUCUUACAAAUGAGUACGAAAUUGUACGAUAAUUGAUACACGAUGUUAUCACGAAUAAAUAUGAGUUUUCACGAUUCUAAAUCAGGUGUGUUAAUUAAUAAAGUGAUAUUUAAACAAUUUAAAGAUUACAUUUUUGCAUAAAAUGUUUACCUUGAAAUUUUUUUGAAUUUCAAACAUAAGAUGAAUAAUGCAAUGAGAGUACACGUAAGAGUAAUUUUGUGAUUUAAGAUUACCAACAAAAUACAUAUUGUGACAAUAUUUGCAAUUGUAAUUACUGAACAAUAUACUUCGUAAUCAAAAAAGAAUAUUAUUGCGAAACACUAGCUAGUCUCGUAUUUUCGUACUAACUUAUAAUUCACUCGCAAGGUUCUAGCCGCUGAUCGCCUGUUUCCGUAUUGUAUUAGCAUCAAAUCGAACUACAUUCGCAUUCACUCGUAGGGCACUCGGGGAAGACUCGAGCACCCAAUUGCAUGAACUCGUAGAAAACUAGGAAUAGAUAAUUGAAUAUUCGUAGCAUCGUGAGUACUACGAAGUUUGGCGAGUUUUUUUUUUACUAAUACCGAAGAUUGAUUUCAGUGCAAAUGUCGUGCGAAAGUCUACGAUUACUUAAAAAUAGUACUGUGGGCACGAUUGUUUUGAACAUGCCCAAAACAAUCGCCGCGUUUUUCUAUUUACGGAGAUGAAGAGAACCUACGACUAUCUCUACGAUGAAGUCCGAAUAAGAGCGAUAAAUGAACUCGUACACUAUCGUAGCUCAAAAUUGUGACAGUGUGAGACAUGGGCUUAAUAGAGCAUAAAAAUAUAACAUAGAAGCUUAAUGGUUUAACAACAAAAUACUAGCCAAGUUAAUGAUUUUACACUGAAAAUUAUAUUAGUUGAGAAAAGCAGAAAAAAAUCUAUUGAUGAACACGUAUAAAAAUUAUCCAAACUUUGUUAUUGAGUAAUUAGAUAUGAAUACUUAUAGUUUGAAAAAAAAUGUCAUAACUUCAUAACCUUCUAUUGUGAUGAAGUCGGAUGAACCUCACGUUCAUUCGUCAUUUAAAGUUGUUUUUCACUAGCAGAGGACUUUCAAAAGACAUGACGUUAAAAACGUCAGAAAAAGCGACGUAGGCAUAGCGCACGUUACAGCACGCCCUCAUAGAAUUCUGUUUCGACUGAGGUCAGAUAUUGAUAGAAACAAAACAAACGAUGGAGGAAGCAGGAAAAACAUCGAAUAAAUAGUUUUGCAAGUGAAACAAUGAUUUUUAUGGAGCGCGCGGUUGUCCUCUCAAGCCAGUCGUUGAAUGCAGCAUAAUUCUCUCGGGUAUUCCAAAUAUUACGUCGUUAUAGAAACUUUGUUAUAACUGAAUGUCAGACUGGGCCGUGUGGCCUGUAUAGGCAAUGGAUAUACAAUAAUAACUCCAAUGUAAAAGGGCACAUUGCUCUAAUUUUUAUACAUAUACAUUAUCAUGCUCUCUAUUUAUUGACAAUUUUCUGAAAAAGGCGCCGUUAUUUUUAGCUGGAUAUAAUUGAUAGUGACGAAUGAAAGCUUUCAUCACCUACCGAUAUUGUUUGGACAAUAAGGUCAGACUAUUCAAGAGGGAUGGUUUUAUGAUACCAAUAUAUGGACGUCACGUGGUCUACGAUGUAUAACUAAAUCAUUUAAUUAAAAUGCAUUAAGUUGGAAAGAGUGAUGGAUUACAAAGAUUAUUUUUUACAUAUGGAAUUUAACAUUAGAUUACACGUUUUGCCUGUGACGUAUUUGAUCAGAUUAAUGACGAAUUAUGGAAACAAAUUUUACUUCCUCCAGCUCCGAAGAGGUUCCAAAAUUGAAAAAAAUUUUUUUUGGUUUUUUCAUUUAUAGCUAUUUGAAAUGCCUAUGUGAUUUAAUAAUAUAAGGUUAUUAAAACUCUUUUGUUAUUUAUGAACAUUAAUAUCAUUCAUGAUAACAUAAAAUGAGACUGUAUCUACCGGGUGAAAACAUAUUCGAUUGGCACAUCAGAUAGAUUGUGAUUUUAUAUAAUUUUAAAAGCUACCGUGAAGAAAACAAAAAGGGACAAAACAGUUAAAUUAUAUAUGUCAGUAGAAGUUGUUUUGGAAAGUUGUAAUUUUAUUUUCAUUUCUUUUUUUGUCGGUAUUAUAUACUGUUUAGCUUUUAUUAUUUAAAAAUCUAUUUGCAUAAAUAUUUUCAUUUUUUUCGAUGUCCACAUUGAUACAAUGUUUGUAGACAAACAUUUUCUAUAGAACACGACAACCUGGUCUGAUUCGAUUAGCAAAAAAAAUUUGCAUUUAUAAUUCUCUAUAACCGAUAUCGUAUGGAUCAGAGUAAAUUAAAUAAAAGACUUAUAUUGUUGUGGACGUGAGCAAUGUGAUCCAUAUGCUUAUUUUAUAAUUUUGUUCCAAUUAAACUACCGCAUGUUAACAUAUUUCAGCGUUUUAUGUACUUAAAAUAACAGGAUUUGCAUUAGGAAAGAAUAAUGUUUUUAACGUCAUUAAUAAUUGAACACGAAACGUAGUACAGUAAUUAUACCUUUCUCUAGACGUGCCGUCAUAUAAAAAAAAUAUAUUGCCUCUCUGCACAAGCAUUGACAUUAGGUACUAAAUAAAAUAAGUAUAAGCGAUAAAUAAUGUACUAAGAGGAAUAGUUACCUCCCUUUGCUGGAUACUUUAGGUACUGAGAAUAAUGACAAUUAUUUCCGUAGCAGAUACUUUAGAAUUACAAGUCCGCAUUCUGCAAUUAUACUCAAGGUACUAAUUGGAGUAGAACAUUUUCCUCUGAUAAGUACACUUGGUACGAAGAGGAGUGAAUUCUUUUUCUCUUUAGACUACUUUAGGUUCUAAGAGGAGUGUCAACUAUUUCCUUGAAAGGUGCUUUUAGAACUAAAAAAAAUUUUGAUAAUGACACCGCCAUGACACAAUAUAAUUUUUCAAAUAUAUAAGUGAUUUUUAUUUUAAUUAUCCAAGUGACACGAUUUUGAAAGUCGUUUAUAUAUUCUGAGUACGUUGUUUUUGGAUCCCUAAUUUUAAAGGGAGUGGUCCUCUUGACAAUUUUAAUUUUCACCAUAAAAUAUGUAAUUAUGACUAGCCAUAAAGCAUAUUGUCAUUGUUUGAAUUAAAAAUUAACAGAGGGAGAGAAGACCAAAUCAAGAAAUUGUUCAUCAUUCGAAAGCUUAUUUAGAAAACUUAACAAGCAUUUCUAUUCUUUUGAUUGUUUGGGGGUAAAAAUAUUAGAACUGUCUACCAUUUUCCCAUACAUACAGAACUGUUUGAAGCAUAUAUCGAACUGACAUGUAAAACACUGCCUUUGAAUUUCCUUGUUUAUAUACCUGAGACAGUCUGACUUUGAAGGAUAUCAGUACUGUAACCACUGGUAUUGGUCUGAUAAUAAGGAGCUCACAAUCAAACUGUCAAGGUAAAAUUUUUAACAACUGGAACAAAUGAAUGACAUUACAGCAAUGUUUUAAUGUCUUAUAUAAUCUCAAUCAGUUGGAUGAAAUAUUGAUAUAAGGAAAGGGAUACUUUAAAUUUUGAAUCUUUUCAACAGUUCCUUUUGGAGAAACCUUCUUUUCAAUAAUCGAUUUAAUUAAAACAUCUACACAUUUGUAUGUGUAAGAUAACGACACAUAUCAUUUUGAUAUGAAUCUUAGGUAAGGUUUGCGGUUACAGGAAGAUAACUCACAUAUUUUCAUUGUGACGUAACACUAACUACCCUUUAUUUCAGAUAUGAUGUCAAGAUUUUUAUGUCGUAAUAAUUGAUUUCCUUUUUAUUAUUUCUCGGGGUUUUGUACUUUAUAAUAGAAAAGUAACAGGUCACAAGUAUUUUAUCAAUUUCCACAAAAUCGAAGUCUACAAUAUGUCGUUUUAUAUAGUGAUUUAGGAACAUCAAAUUACUCUUGUACUAGGAUAGGUAAGUUUCAAAUUAAAUAUUUUAAUUUACAUUAUAAAUUUUUGAAUUUUCUUGUAUAUUAUUCUAUUUUUAAAUAGUUCAUUCUAAAUUAAAAGAAUCAUGAAAUAAAUUGUGACAUUAUUUUCAAUAAUUUAAGCAAAAAUAGCUCCCGUUAUAGUCACAUAUUAUGUACACAUUUUUACUAAAUUACUUAUAUUUCGUUAAAAGGACAGUUUGAAAUCAUGAACUUUGAAAUUGUAACUAUAAAACCGGCCCCGCAAAAUUAUUCAAAAUAGACUAAAGUAUAGUGAACAAAUGGCAUUCAAUACACAUUUACAUGGUAAUAAAUGUUGCAAUAAUAACAUAAUAUAUAAAUGUCAUUUAAUGAUUCUUUUCAAGGAUAUAAUUUCGGAAAAGAACACAAUGUUGUGUUUUGUUAAUAUCAGUUACUAUAUCAGACCCGAAAAUAAAAAAAAAAAAUCACUUGCUUUAGAUAACAUCCUUAGAACAAAGAUAAAAAUCUGGUUUUUAGGGAAAAACCAGAUUGCUUCCAGUCAUAUCCCACACCGUUAAAGGAAACCUGACUUGCUGAUACAAGGUUCAAAUAAAUCUGGGCAAUAUUUUAUUUUUAAAAAUUUUCAUUGAAAUUGAAUUACAUAAAUUCCAUUGUGGUUUAUUUAUGUAACUGGCAAAGAUUUACACAGUUAUACAACAUUUUAUUGACAGAUUUAUUAAAAUUUGAUCCUAAUAAUAUUAAAUAAAAGUUUCCUCUUGGUGAAACCUCCGAUUUCUUUUGAUGUGAAUUCCUUCUUUAAAAACAUAUUAAUCUGAUGUCAAACUAUAUCUACAUCACACACACACGGACAUAUAAACCAAUGAAGAUGAAUAUGGUAGGCCUUUAUCCGCUGUAUACAUAUAUAUGUUUGAUUCUAUUGAUAAUGUUUAUUGAGUUAUACAGAACGAGAAAAUGCGGAGAGAAUAAGUAAGUGAACACAUGUUGUAUGAUUUUUUGUGUGUCAACAACUAUGUAAAAAGAAUAAAUUAUAUGUUUGACUUAAAGUUUGUAAUUCAACCCUUUCUUCAAAAAGAAUUUUUUUAAACUAUGGGAUCUAUUCAGAAAAUAUUUUCUUUACUCACUUUGUAUUGCAGAUGCUGUUCUGACUCUGGGAAUAUAAAUGGAAUAUGUACAGGUAUAUUUUAAAAAAUGAAAAUUUAUUUAUUAUCAUUCAAAUGUAAAUAAUGUUUGAAUUGGGAGUUCGUCAUUUUGUGUAUAUGGAAAGAAUGCAUUGGGUUCUAUAGUGAAAAAUGUAGUGCACUAUGUAACUGCUCAGAAAACGAUAUUUCUAAUCAGUUUGUUGGCUGUAUAUCAAACUUCACGUGUGGUAAGAUUUUAUAAAUAUACUCUAUAUACAAGAUUAUAUAGUUAUUUAGAUUGUCUUUUUGUUCUUUAUUUGGGUGUUUUGAUUUUUAUAUCAAUUUAUUUUAUCUUUCUAUAAUCACAAAAGCUUAAUUUGUCAUUUUGAAUUGCACUCACUUUUUAAAAUUUUCAAUGAGUUAAUUAUAUGUUGGGAGUUCAAAACAAUUAUCAAAGUUAUCUAUGUAAAGAACUGUAAGAUACAUAGAAAACAUAAAUAAAGCUUAUAUUUUGAUGAUUUUGCCAGUCAAUCAUAAUUAAUUAAAACCUGUUUACUUUAAUGUAUGUAAAAGAAUUUUGAUAAUAUUAGUUUCGUUUAACUUUAAUAAUUUUUCUUCAUGUUAUAAUCGCUAACGAAGUAAGGAAAUAAAGAUUUCAGGAAAGAUACCUGAAAUGUAAUAUUUGUUGCUAGUACAUGUAUGUUGCUUAAUAUCUUUAUCUAUCUGUAAACUACAUCAAUCUUAAAUUGUCAGCUUUGAAGCUCAAACAGAAACGUUAAUUUUUGUUAAACAAAUAUUCCUUUAAUGUGUUUCCAUAUACUCAUCAUGCAAUUUUAUCAGUUCACA
Magallana angulata is the source of this 7113-nucleotide messenger RNA. RefSeq lists its product as uncharacterized. Bases 222 to 896 code for a protein of 224 amino acids. NCBI's taxonomy places the organism in Eukaryota, Metazoa, Mollusca, Bivalvia, Ostreida, Ostreidae. The transcript has 5 exons. The record is from RefSeq and is a predicted model, not a curated record.